Porites evermanni is the source of this 32434-nucleotide messenger RNA. NCBI's taxonomy places the organism in Eukaryota, Metazoa, Cnidaria, Anthozoa, Scleractinia, Poritidae. The record is from the annotation of a GenBank genome assembly.
UCUGCCAGUAGCUCAUUCAAAAAAGUGAAGAACGGAGCUUGUGUUUUUGUCGAAACGUGAUCAUUAGUUAUGGAGGUUGAGUUGAAUGCAAGAUCAAAACGCCAUUGGGAAGAUUCUUUAGAUGGCGAGACUGUGGAAACUGCACAAGUUAAAUUCAAACGGUUGUUAGGUAAGGACGUCUUCGACGCACCCGAUACAUCUGCAUGCAUCUACGCAUCCUUUCCAGAACUCAUCAGCUCGAUCGUCACGACUAACCUUAAUAUUCAGUUGAUUACUUCUUCCAGGAAGUAACAGAGGAACUUAUUUAACAAAAUUGCUUGAUUUUUUAUGUCUAGAAAGCAAUCAGGGAUUCAAGCAUGCAAGUCUUAACUCAAUGGAUGAAAUAAAAAAUAUAAUUUUUAAGCUGGUUGAUGACAACCGAAGUUUUGAAGGAAUGAUAAGAGAGGUGGGUAGCGAUGAUCCUGUUGGCCCACUGAACAAAGAGUUCCCUCUUUUUAGGGGCUGAUGGCUGAAAAAUUGUUGCGGGGGAUGGCAGUCUUUGCCCUGGAGGUUGGAAUUGAGAAUGUGACACCUAGUAAUUUGACAAGAUAGAAGUUUGUUUCUCAUCUCGGCAGAAUUUUGAAAAAAGAACACUUUGAAGCUAAUUGCCUUCAAAUUAAGUAAAUUCUUACAGCAGUAAAUUCUAAGCAAACUCUCAACUGCACUCACCCACCAGGCUCCAGUUUUUCAAAAGCUGGAUAUAUAGUGGUAUCCACCGGAUAAGUCACUAUCCAGUGGAUAAAUAGUUGGAAAACCAAUUGGGCUAUUCAGUGGAUAGAGAUUUAUCCAUCAGAUAAUGCUAUCCAUCUUUUGUUAAACAGCUGGGGCUCGACUUUUACCAGUCUUCUGUGGAUAUUAAAGUUGACAUAAAAAGAAGUGCAUCAGCGCUGUCAAAAAGUUUUUGAGUUGCUGGCUGAUAAUGGAUAGUAGGCGGCUUUGGAACACGCACCAAAGGCAUAAGUUCUUGAUGGCUGAGGCAUCUAGGGAUAUUUUGAAAUUUAGAGUCUCAGAAAUGCCAUUUCCAGGGGUUUCCAGGAGGUAUUUUCCACCGCGGAUGCCAGAAUACAUGCAAGACUGGGAACAAUGCGGUUGAAAUGUCCCAGGCAUUCCAAACAUCGCAUGGUUCAAGCGUUUCACAGAUCUAAACCUGUUUAAAUAUUCAUUCAAUAUCAUUCAAAACUUGGAAACGGAUGCUUUACAAAUUUUCUUCAAUGGCGCUUUUUUUUGUUAGUAGUUAUGGUAGAAGGAGAUGAAAGUAGCCAGCUAAGGAUGGCUAACUAGCUGGCGGGUUUGGCUGGCUACUGGCCCUUAUUGACAGCCCUGGUCCAUGUCUUCUUAAUACAAAAAAUUUAACAUGUGAGAAAGCAAUUUUUUUAAAGACAAUGGUUAGCAGUCUUAUGGAUAAAAUAUCAGGAGGUAUACUGAAAAAAUGACGUAUAAUAUGCAGAGAAUGGCUUAAAAGUUAUCCAGAAUGAUUAAGAAUUAUAUUUUUAUCUGCCUUUGGAUCUUAAUUUUUUUCAGAAUGAACAGGACAUGGGGUGAAGUGGCCUGUCUGACAUCCCAUUGUCACAUAAUAAUUUAUAUAUUAUAAAUUAAAAUUAAUGUUGACUUAGUCAGAGUAACUUAACCCAUUCGCUCCUGGAGAUUUUGCCGAAAAAUGCGUUUGAAGCUAGUCGAGUGGUUUUCUGGUCACUGUCAUUCUAUAAAGGGCUAAAACUGACCACAAACCCGUUCACAGGUCGCACACUUCACGGCCUUCUGAUCCAGAUGAAAUAUAUCAGCUUGCGUAGUUCGGGCAUUGGCAGAAAGCAAAAUUUCGAGAUAGUUUUUGGGUAUAAAAGUGACACAGCAGUCUUGACUUUUACUUUUCGCUUUCUCUCCUUCCCUCUUUUUUCACUUUUCUUGCCUCAUUUUUUUUUCUCUUGCUGGGCAUUUAGCAGGCAUCAUUUCAGUGGGAAGAGUUUUUAGGAAAGCUUUUAGGAUCUUAGGAUUAGGUGAAAGGAAAGGUAGGUGGGCAAUGGAACAAGAUUUUCAUGGAGAUUUACAGGUCAAUCUUACAUGUUUUUUUGCCAUUUUCUCCAGUGUCCUUGACUAAAUUGUGCUCAUUCUGGUAUGGUUUGAAAGAUCUCUUUACUCUGCACAAGUUAGCUGACAAAGUUGUCCUUGGCUGUUAAAACUGAUAACGCCACAAGGGGUAGAAAGGGGGUGGAUCCACAUGGGCGGUGACGGGCGGUUCAGGGGCGAAUGGGUUAAGUGGUAAAAAAUAUGUGUAUGUUGAUACUUGCUCUUUCAAUAUAUGUUAUCACCAACUGUUCAUUUCAUCAAUAACAUUUGUAGAGCGAAGAUAUCUCUAAUAUAGGAACAUGUGACUCAUGGCAUCAAGAACCAUCAAAGUUAGAAUCAUUUUCUGUGCUUACUGGUGAGUUUUUUUGAUUGGGGGGCAGGGGGGGGGGGGGUUGGGGUAAAACUGCCUGGUUGAGAAUUUUAGCCGGGAUAGCAGUUUUUGAGGGUUAUCUUAAAUCCCCAGACGGAAUUGGUUUUUUUAUAAGAAAGCGGAAUUGCUCUUUUUAUGUGGAAAGGAAAAAGGGAAAAGGAAAAAAAUUUCCUUGAAUAAAAGUUAAAGGAACAAAAUGGAUUAUAUCGCGUAAAAAUGUUUGUUUUUUUCUUCUUUUCUUUUCAAAUAUGUUUUUUAACAAGUGUUAUUUUUAGUAAAAUAUAUGUAUGAGGAGAAAAUUUUUCAAACAGGCGACUCUUUAACAAAUGUCUACAAAAAAUUAAAGUUGAAAGUUUUUUUGUUUGGUCUGCUGGGGUUUUUUUUUGGUGGGGGCUGGGGGGGGGGGGGUGGUUGAGGUAAUACUGUCUGGAUGAGAAUUGUAGCCGAGAUAGCAGUUUCUGAGGGUUAUCUUACAUACCCAGACUGAAUUGGUUUUUCUAUAAGACAGCUGAAUUGCUCUUAUUAUGCUGAAAGGACAAAGGGAAAUAGUAGAAAAUGUCCCUGACUAAACUGUAAAGGAACCAAUUUGAUUCAAAUCAUCUUGGCAUGUAGUUGACCUGUUUUACAGAUCAGUCAUCAGUAGGAAUACACCGCUAGUGAUCAAACAGGGAGGGAAGAAAAUGUUGAUAAGUUGAUUUAAAUGGUUUGAUUUAACUAAGGUAUAGUCAAUACAGCAGGUAUUAUGGAGCAAGGUUGAGAGCAAGGGGUGCUUAUCUUAAAGAGCACUUGUGAGAAUACGCUGGGGGGGUCUGCAGAGGUAUGCUCUUCUGGCAAAUAAUAACAUAGUAAUUUUUCAUUAUGGUGUUAUGUUGCCUCAGUGGCUUGUUCGUCUAGUUGUCUCAUCUUGGUUGUUUGAGUCUCAGUCAUUAACAGCUCAAACUUACAACGUAGCACCUCUCAAACAAGAGAAUUUGUCUGAUCAUUUUGCCCCCUUUUCUUUGCCAAAGUCUGUUGUCAGGUUCCUUUUUUAUGUUGCAUUCUUUGUUCUUUGAAAUAUCAUACCUUUGCUUAACCACAAUUCCAAAUAUUUGAUUUAUAAUUUAUGGCAAUAAGUGGUAUCAAUGGAAGAGUAGAAGAAGAGCAGUUUUCAAUAACAGUUCUUCAUCUCUGUGCCUAAUCUAUCAUACAAAAGAGCAGUGAUUUAAUAUCAAUUGAACUCUGGUAGAAACAGCUUCACUUGGAACAAACUGAUGCAAACCGUAAGGUUUGUAAGCUGUAAGACACAGCUCUCAAAAGUAUGAAAAAAAGGGCAAAGUAUGAACAAAGGACAAAGUAAUGCUAGACACAGAAGAAAAGGUUGAGAUCAGAAGAUUAAGACAUACAUAGUUUUUAAUUGCUGUUUAAUCUGUCUGUUUUUCCAGCGGACAGUUGUGUCAACUUGCUGAAAUGCCAGGCAACAAAGGCAUCAUGCCCUUUGGACCUUUUGGCAGCAGAGAGCAUGGCAAAAAGACUGAUAAGUGUUUGCAAGCCUGCCUCACAACAGCUGUUGGCAGGAUGUCAACUGGUAAUUAUGUCUGACCUAUAAAGAAAACAGUAAAGGAUUGUGAAAAUAAGGAUGUAUGAAUUUCCAUCAUUCUUUUUUUCUUUUUCUUUUCAAGCAAGUAAAAUGCCACAGCCAUCUCAGUACUGUGUGUGAGUUGUUUAUGCAGAUGUUUCAAUGCAAUGAAGGCUUUAACAAACAAUUGUACAGUUACUUCCUUUUAUCGCCGCUAUAUUAGAGUGAGGGGCACCCUCAAAGUGAUUACCAUUUCAAGUGCUAUUAUGGAGAAUGUUCCAAGAAUGGUGAUUGUUUUUUUGGUGAACUGAGCAGAAUUAUAGAAAAAGAACCAUAAAACAUUUACGUUCAGUUGUGUUGAGGGAAAACAGAGUGACACACUUGACUUAUCAAUGCCUAUACUGACCACUGAAACCUUGUGAUGUCCAAUUUCUGUGUUAAACAUUGUUACUACUGUUUCAGUCAUAAUUUAACUUAAAUCACAGAGUACCUCGAUCAGGUGAUUAUAACAUCCUGAACUUGUUAUUUUUUCCCUCAUUAGACCCCAGGUUUAUUUCUAGUGACAAUUCUAUUAAAAACUACACUGCGAGCAGUGGUUUCUCCUGGCCAGAUGCUGUGCUUCAAAUCAUUCGGCUUGGAGAAACCACGGCUCGCAGGCUAAUUAAAAACUGAAUAUAUAGUUUCACUUAAUUGCUAUAAUACGUAACUCAUGAAUUACUUGUUGUCAGACAUUUGUAAAGAAAGUAAUGAUUAAAACAAAAAACAGAGAAAAAGCUUCUGUGUUUUGUUGCAUGUAAUAAAACUGUGGAUAAAGUCUGGAUCUGGAAAUGGUGUUUGUUUGUUUAUUGUAGGACUCUGUGCUCAGUGUUGUAAAAGUGAUAAAGCAGAUGCUGGCCAAGCAGUGUUUCAACAGAGUUUAUUUUGCCAAGCAUUUGACUAGUAAGGUACUAAUGUACUAGUCCUUAAUAAUAUUCUCUUAGCUUAAAAACUAGCUGCCUUGAGUCAAGUGGUAGGUCUAAAGACUAAGCCAUAAGUUAGCACAUACCACUAUGAUGAAAGAGACAGGAAGAUUGACCUGUGCUCAAUGUGACCUGCAUUUCAGAACUGCCCUUAGUCAAAAGAGGUGUAAAUUGAAACUAAUACUUGAGCUAUACUUCAUGAAUUACCUUGUCUUAAAAGUUGUUAAUCAUAUUUUGUAGGGUCCUUGUCUUCCCCUGGAAGUUGUCUGGUUGCUACACAAGGACUGUAUAGUUUCCUUUGAUACAUAUUUAGCAUGGUAAGGUAUUUUUAAUGUAUAUUAUCGUACUGUGGUAAUCAGGAAAAUCUCAAUGUCACCUGAACCUGAAUUGAAGUACAUCAUUCAUUACGUUAAGUGAACUUAUCAACCAUAACUCACCUUUUUAACUUACUACAUUUUUUUUUACUUUUUUCUAAGCUGUUUGCAGUAUGAUGAAACUGUGGAAGUGGUUUCUCAUGGACUUUUGUCUCUCUGUACAAAUAUAACCAACAAGGAAAAGCAAGGAAGUAUUUUGUCAGGUUAAUCCUCUAAAGAGCUGACACUAUAUGUGUUUCAUCUAUUUUUAAUGAAAUUAUUGAUCAAAGAAUUUUUCAAUAUCAAAUUCUUGUUUAAAACCACUAUUAUUUAAACUAAAAGUAUCAGUAAAUGUCUUCAAACUAUUACAUGGCAUCAAUGGAUCCUCAUUAUAAUUAUGGUAGAUAUCACAAGAUUUUAAUGGAUUAUGUAUUUAAGAAUGGAGUCUCUUUUAAAAUUAAUGGAUUGGAACUUGCACACUGACAAGACCUAUGAUACAGUCAAUGUAAAUAUGUAAUAUUUUUAAUCAUUUUUGUGAGUUUUGUGAUAGCAUUUUAAAACUUAAAACUUUCUUUCAGUUCUUUUAGGAAGAUUGAUUUCAUUUUCAUUUCUUGAAAACAAGACAAAGGAAGGACCAAUUAUUGCAAACAACAGAUUAGAAAAGGUAACAAACUUGUGAUUAAUUAUUGGCUUGUUUUCUGUUUAUAACUUAACCAGAUUUAUGUAUUUAGAUUUCCCAGGACAUCAUGGAUAUUGUAGUAGAGAAAAGUGAUUUUCUGCUUUACCGAAAAAUGGACUGUCCUCCACAAGAAGAAAGUAAAGAAAGGUUUGUUAUGAGCAGCUGAUGUGACAUUAGGUCUAUAAACUUAUGGCUAUGGGUAUAGAAAAGUCAGAGUGCCCAUUGAGCAAUCCCAUGAUUCCUUGGGUACUCUUCUGCCAAUCUACUCACUGGAUUUUUAAAGAACUACAAUCUGAAACAAAAGUAGUAGGAAAAGUUGUUUUUACUGAACAUAAUUUCCUGGCAUAUUUUCAUCCAGCAGUGCUUGAUGUGGAAUUCAAUAGCUUUUAUCGUGUCCUGAAUGUCCCCCUUGAUCCCUUUUCAAAGUUAGGAAACGGAACAAGAAAAAUAACUCAAACAAUUCAGUCUUUUUACAACAUUAAACCAGAAGUCAGGCUGGUGAAGAGAAGUCAAAAUGUAGUUAAAAAUUGUUAUCCUUCCCAACGGUUAAAUUGUCUCUGAUUGUAGAGGAGCACCAUAGUUAACCAAAAUUUGGUUAUCUAUGCAUCCAAGAAAUUUUGGCUCUCACAAAAUCGUCUCUUGUCAGUAUGUAUGUCCCAGGGUAUCUGCUGACCAGUGUCACAUGACUGGAUCAUGGGUUCAGGUUUACAACUCUUUAUGGUGAUGUACUUUUUUUCAUCCUCUUACCAUGCAGUUAUUAGUUUUCAAUUGAUCACAGGCGGCCCAGGUCCAUUUUCUGAGGAGGAAGUCAGUUUUCUUUCUGCUUACCUGUACAUCCAAAUUUGAAUGACUUGAGAAAUACAUUUCUUAAAAGAUCACUCUAGAGCUUCGCUGUUGGCCUUGGCUAAAUUUAUAUAUUAGGAUUUUUGCAUGGUUCAUACCUGAUGUAAGGUAUGAGACUGCGCGAAAGUAUCAACACUAUACAAUGUUAUUAAAUGAUAAUCUUUAUUCUACUAGUUUGAGGACUGUAGACAGCUAAGAUUCAUGUGAACGGUGAUCAGUGUGAUUGGGAGUAGAUAACAGGGCCAUUUGCAUUAUACCACUAAGGCUGAUUUAAGGUUGCCAACAAGGGUUAGAAAUUUUAAUCUUUUGUUAAUAUUACCCCACAGCUAUAAUUCUUGUUUUCUCUUUGUAGAUUUUGUGUGUUAGAAAUAGUGAGAAGAUUAAAUGAUAUACCAUGGCCAGCCAUAAGGAAGUUCUUUUCAAGGCAGCUCAAUUUGUUCUUUAUGCAACAGCCAGAUGGUGGUAAGAAGGUUAAAUAACAAGCAAACAAACCAAACCAGAAAGGAUUGACAGAAACUUUUAAUGUUUUCCCUUUCAGUAAACUUUGUUUUGUUUAAUUUGUUGUAUUAUGUUAAAUAGCAGGUGUAGUACAGGUCUAUUGCAUGAUCUCCUCAUUACUUUAUAGUGGACCUCUCGCAUGUGCAAAGCAUGCACAGCAGAGCAAGAAAAUUUGGUUAUGCAUCGAAGAAAUUUUAGCUGAGAAAAUCGUCUGUACGACGUACAUCCACCCCUUCAUGUAAGUUGGGUGAAAGUUUGCAUUUCAAGCACCCAGGCAUUUUGGCGGUAAAUCACAUAGCCGCCCGGACUUUUAGAGACAAAAAAGCAACAACAACAACAAAGCCGAUUCUUUCUUUUGACUUAAUUUUAAAGUCUACAUUAACGUGGAUAACAGAGAAAGAGCUAGAGCAAGAGAUAGAAAACAAAGCAGAACAAUUUUGUUGGAAGAAAAACAUGUAAAAUUUAUAGCGGCGAUGAGAAAAUGAAAAAUGCUAGUGGCCACAAAGGUGAAAAUGAGUGUCAGCAAAAAAAAGUGAACACAGGAACACUCAACAUUAUCUCCAUAAAACAUAUAACUACAGUGUGGGAAGUUUCUGGAAGUUUCAUGUUUUAAUUAUGCAAAACAACAGCAAAGAAAUGUGCCAAAAGAGUGUGCUCCUGUUUUCAUUCCCGUUGCUGCUUAGCAUUACACGAUUUAUACUUUCUUUGAGUAAACUUUAGAAAUUAAUGAGAGCUUCACUUUUAGCCCUGCUAAAUCUAUACAUUAGCCACAAACAAGGCUGUUGAAGUGCAAACACUUGCACAAGAAGCUUCAGACUCCAAAUGGUUUUUAACUUAAGGAGAAAGGUAAUAUUUGCAAUAGACUAGAGUGUUUUGCUUGUAAACCGCAGACAUCUUUUGAGUUAGUUGAUUGAAUAUGGGUUUUCAGGCCAAAAAAAAGCUUGUCUUGAGUCUCCUAUUUUUUUAUUCGAACUGUUUAACCCUGAUAAAAAGACCGUUGAUACUCUACUUACUUUUAAAUGUUUUUAUUUUGGUGUUAUUUGUUUUGUUGUAGACACUCCAAAGCUUGACAGUCGUGUUUUUUGUAAACAAAAGGAUUUUAAGUUCUCAACGCUUAAUCAAACUGCAAGGACAGUGAUUGAACAGGUAAAUCGUCCAGAAGUAUCUUUUACACUGCAUUGUAAUUGAUCUUAUUAUUUUAAACUUUUAUUGAAGAGAAUCCAUCUAAAUCUCUGCUUAAACAUUAAUCCUAUAUAGCAAGACAGUGUGAGGAAACAAGUACUGUUUUAAAAUUGACCUCACACGUAACUUGCGUUGUUUUUUAUUUCAGUUUCUUUUAAUCUUUGAUCCUAUGACUCUCAUUGAGUGUCUGAAGAAUGCCGUUUUCAAGGACCAGGUGUGUGUGGUUAACAUAUAAAUGAAAAUUGUCAAAAAGGAUACUCUUCUAGUACAGAGAAUGUUAAUUUCAGUUAGGAAAAAAUAAAUUUUGAAGAAAAGUUAGGAAAAAUUUAAGUUUUACUGAUUUAAUACCAUUUGUUACGUUUAAAAGAUGCUUUUAAGUUCACUGUGAAACUAAAGGUUUUUGAAAUUUUUGGUUUUUAUUGUCAUUUUUGUAGCCUUAAAGAUAUCUGUGUUAAGAAAAUGUAAAAGUUUUGGAACCAAAACCAUUACUUGGUUACGAUCUCUUAAUUACCCCGUGUCAUUUCUAGAUACCGGCUGUAUCUACUGUCAUUAAACCUUGAUGAGCUUUAUCUUAGUGAGACUUUGAGAUCAACUCUUCUUUUUUCCUGUAGGUUAACGUACCAUGCGUCCUUUCAUUUCUCUCGUCGUUUGUUGUUCUUGUAAAGGAGGCUGCAUCCAUGAUUGAAGGUAGUAACCAGAAACGUUUGUGCCUCUUUCAUUACCUAAUUUGGCAAAAUUAUUACCACACCUCUGAGUUCUUGCAGGACGUUUUUAUAUUUGUUGUUUGUUGUUUUAACUUGAAUUAACCUUGAAAUGUUUUGAACAAGCUACAGCAGGAGUUGCAACCUUCUCUUUUUUGGGGGUUGUACUGCCAGAACUUAAAGUAUUUCCCAGUGACAGUCAGUAAAUGUAACUUUUGUUGAUUCCUAAGGUUACGUCAAUGAUUUGUUGAACGAGUCAUUGAAUAACAAUGACAGUCAUUCUCUUCUUAUUGCCUUCGUGAUGGUCAGACAAAUGUCGUUAGAAGGUGGACAUGUUUUUAAGCCUUACGUCAUGUGGUUUCAGGUAAGACUUGUUGAGAUAAGUACACCAUUAUGUUUGUUAUGUACUCUUUAUGCUAACGUCCAAACAACUCCUCUAAAAUCAGUUAAUUUGUUGCUUCAUCUUAAGGGUAUAGUUUUUCACUGAUUUCGUUAGUUAUUAUUUCCAAACGGAUGGCAAAUUACUGUAUAACGUUAUUUGGACAUUGGGAGAAAUAGCACAAUUUAACAUUCAGUUUCCUAUUGCUAAAUUCCUGUUGCCGUAUUCGAGGGCAACUUUUCUCAAAAUUAACUUUAUUGGAUCAGUUGUUGAAUAUAAUAAGAAUGAUAAUUAAAAGAUAUGAAAAGUGGAGUUAUGACCUUUCAUGUAUGUUAACGUGUGAAAAAUUUAUCCCAGUUGUUUACACGACUUAGUAAAAGAGGAACUGAAAUUUCGUAUAUUCACUUUCAUAUCUUCAUCUCCAACGGGUGUAUUACAAGCUUAAAAAGUUGUCUGCUGUGGCCCAGUUGUUUUGUUAGGUUAGUUGCACUGGUAUCGCAGUACCAUGGGUUUGCGUUUUCUCCAGCUUAGAUGUUUUACUUGUAAAUGACAAUGGUAGUAGUAAUAGCACUCGAAGUUGUUCAAUGUGCCGUCGCUAUUUGUGCUUGCCUUAAAAACGUUUUUCACCACACAAGAAAUAUAUAACUAAUUGCACAUUAAUAUAGUACAAAACAACAUAACUUGAAAGUAUGAGUAAACAUACGUAACAUACCUGAAAACGCUGAAAUAUAACUGGUGCAUUUAACAGCCCAAAAGGGAUUUGCUGACCAAAGAACCUUGUAUCAUUGGUAGCUUCUUACCUGGCUUCACUGUUUAUGUCAUGAUAUUUGUUUUAGGGUUACUUUGGUGAUCAAGGAAACUUAAAGUUGAAUACCAAGAAAAGUGUGCAGUUUUUCAUAAAGUUUCUCUCUGAGCUUGUGCCAUAUGAGCCUGCUGAAUAUUUGAAGGUAUUUUUAUCAUAUUGUUAGGGUAUUGUGGAUAUGUCGCAACUAUUUCAUUUUUUAAAAAUAAAAAAAAAUAAUGUUUAAUAUUUGUUUAUGUAUAUGUUGUUUUUGUUUUGUGUGAAAAAAAAAAAGAGAGGGAGUAAAACGCCCCAUAGUUAUGUCUACACAUGCACCCCCCCUUCUGCCCCCCCUCGGGUAUUUUUUUUUUUAGAAGUUGGGGGGGGGGGGGGGGGGGGGGGCUUAAUAGAGACUGGGGCCUUAUUCAAUUUAGCAAAAAAUAUAGUAUCAGUUCUUCACAAUAACGAGAAUGCAAGGUGGAAAGGCUCAAGUACAGGAAGUUGGAGGUCAUGCAGCUGAGGUUAAAAAACAAAUCCGGACUUCCAGCUGGUGAAUAAACCAUCCUGUAUUAGUCCACACAAAGUUAUACAGUCGCAAUAGACUCCUGACAGUCAUGAUUGAUUAAUACAGUCUAUCAUUUAUCAGUGAAUAAUAAUAAGGGGCAGGGGGGAGGCUAAAAAGACAGGGGGGCUUAUUAACCUUCUUCCACUGAAAAGGGAGAGCCUAUUUGAGAGGAGGAGGGAACUUAAUAGAAGAUUUACGGUAUUUUUUGUAAGAAUCUUGAGCAAGUAAUAGAGCUAGGACACCAAAAGAAUGAAAUGAUAAAGUUUAAAUAAAACGAUUUGCAUGAUAAAAAGUGGAGACGAAAGUACUGUAAAAACGUUACUUACACGUUAACGUUGUUGAGUUGUCUGUGUCUGCGAAAUAAACUAUAACUGAAAUAAACAAAAAAACAUUGACAUAAAAACAUCACACGGCCUACAACGUAAUCCCAAAAAAUAAUUUAUGUUCUCUUCACCAAUCAUAGGUUCACAUUAUCAAAGCUCCUCAAGUACCAAGCAAAUUACGCGAACUCGUUACUGAUUAUGCGUCCUUGGCAAAGACUAGACUGAUGGACCUUAGGGUAAUGUUGAAAUUAAAAGAAGGCCUUGGUAUUGUUAUACUUUAAAGGGACUGCAAUCGGGGACUAGAUUGAAAUAAUGUCGUCAAAUAUUUUUACAUCGGAAACAAAACAGUCUGGUCCCCCCCCCCUCCAUACUCCCCACGUACAUUACCUCAGUAUUGGAGGAACUGCAUUGGCCCCCCAGCUAAUGCGCUUUUUUAUAUAAGCAGAGCCAGGUCAAUAACUUGCUGGCAGCAAAAAUGAUAUGUUGUUAGGAGAUAAUCCGUGACUGUUUGUAGUCUUGUGCAAGAAGGAAAGUCUGUAUUUUUUGGUUUACCUAAUCUGUUUGUGAUUGCUAUUUUGAGCAGGAGCCUGUGGAACUCGUGAGAAUGUAUGGAGACAGUUCUGCAGGGACGGAGGCAAAAAGUGAACAUGCAAAGGUUUGUAUUAAAGAACAAGAAGAGCACUCGUGAAAAACGCCAAUAGUGGAAAUAAAAUGUGCUCCUGUCAAUUUAAUUGAGUCAUUUUUAUUUCAUACCAGUACUGUAUAAAGGUUAAUGAACAUUUGUUUGUCAUAGCAACUUGAGCAGGCUUCUUCAGAUGUCGAUAAAGUCCUUGACGCUUAUGAAAAAUCCGGCAAAGUACCAAGCACUGUAAUGGAAGCAAGGUGAAUAACUUGAACUUAAGUUAUGUACUUGCUCGUAAGUAAUGAUUGGUAAAGCUCUACUAUUGAAUAUUAAAAAAUGUUUUGGAAUCCGUUGGCUUUGAUACUUAGGGUACUUUUUGUUACAUACAUUCACUAAUCAUUGCGUGCAUGCAAUUUAUUCAUUUUCCUUUUUUUCAUUCAUUCCAGUAUAUUCAGGAAACCUUAUUUUAUAGGGAGAUUUCUACCUGCGUUGCUAACUCCAAGAAAGGUUUGCCGUCUCUAUUGCUUUGCUGUUUCUCCUAAUCACUGAGUUUUUAAAUGUACUGUGUAGAAUAAGGAGAAGAGUGUUUAAUGAGGACAUUUGAACACGGAAAGAAAGAUCUGCACAAGGACAGAAAGAUUAUCGCAUAGUUGUUGAAACACCUUUUCGCGGUAAUUGUUGGCUUUUCAGUUUUAAAAUCUUUGCAGGAAAAUAUGAAAUGACGGUAACGUUCUUUAAAUUUUACGUGAAAACGGUUCAGGUAUCUUAUGUAGUUGUCUUUAUCUGUAUGUGGUAAUUUUUUGGUAAUUUUCCAGAAAAAAAGCAUUUAAAAGAGAACGUUUAGCCUUGUCCAAGCAUAUUGCCAAGCUGGUAUCUUGUUUUGUUGUACUAUUGAGGUAUAAUGUUCCGCGUUAAUUUUUAGAUCCCUGAUGAAGCUGACACAAGAGCUCAGCUCAUUGAUGUUCUAAGCAAGUAAGACUUUUGUUCCAGAUGCUUCCUUGAUUCUUAUCCGCUUGUGGAUAAGCGCUGGUCUGUUGAGCGGGAGGUUACGGAUUCAAAGCCUGGCAGGACCAACACUCAAGAUCUUAAACUAACUGAUGAGAAUAUGCUGGCCUUUUUCUUGUCAUGUAUAAAUGGUUAGACAUAUAAGGCCAAAAAAACCGUACGCCCUGUCUCAACGCUCUUUCACUGUUUUGAUUCUUGUGGGACGUCAAGGUACAUGUACUGCUCUUUUCAAAGAGUGGGGCACGUAGACCCCGGUAGUGUGGUCAUCUGUAACCAUAUGCGCGGUGUCUUUAUGUGUGUUUCGCUGUACUGUACCAGGUCCAUAUUAACUUUUAAGCGGCCGAAAAUAUAAACUGCUUUAUCCAAUUGAAAUGAUAAUGAUGCACUUGAUGCUGUUCAUGGAUGUCUAAGUUUGCUAAUCACUCUUCAGUAAUUAAGGCUUGGCUUCAAUAGCCUGAAAAAAGUUUGGAACGUCUUAGACAGUCAAGACUAUCAGAGCGAUAAUCUUCGGGAAACUGGGCCUUAGAGAGAGGGAGUGAUUGCGAGUCGCGAGUCGUAAGGUACUCUGCCCCUCAUGCUAGUAACACAGAGGAGUGCUGGCGAAGUCUUCAGGACCCGUUCAGCAUGCAAGUCUGAAAAAAGUGCCAUACCAAUCUUAGGAGAGUAGCGCCAUUUCCAGUCUUCUGAACUUCUUGAAGCGUAAAAAGUGAAUAGUUUGGAUACAAAAGACAAUCAUUAUUUUUCAAAGGGACAGCUUCAAACAUACACCAACCCACUGAGCAUAGACGCUUUUUUCAAAUAUCGACUCUGUUUCCUCCACGAAAUCUAACGCCGUUGUAUUUAAAAUUGCCAUGCUUUCCAUUCCUUACAAGGAUAAUUAAAUUUGCUAAUAAAAAGUUUUUCUAUGUUUCACAGAGCUGGUAAAAUCCCUAAAAACAUGCUUACCGCGUAUCAAUCAGCGUGUAAGAAGACCACGGAACAGAUUGAAGGUAGAGCCUGCUUUAUAAGCCGUUCGUACUACGCCUUAAGGGGAGGGGGAUGUGUUUAUAUGGUGUUUGGGCAGAUGAAGACAAUAAUUAUGUUCUAACUUUAUUGACGAGCAUUGAGUAUCAUGGGAUACGUGCGUUGAAACACCUCUAAGCUGGAGGGAUUUAAGCCAAAAAAGAUAUAAUUACCGUAAAUAUAUAAAGACUAUAGCUGCUGGGAGAGACCGUGUCUGGCGGCCUGCUAAAUCAAUACAGUUUCAGGAUACAGGUCGCGAAAGGGACCUCACACUGUUUUUUCUGAACUCAUUUGCUAACACAGUCAUCACAAUCCACAAAAUGAAAAGUAAGAACCAUAUUGAACAACAUCAAGAAGGAGAAUAUCAUUCAGUAAAUCAUAACAAAAUAACGACUACCUUGCAUAGGAUAACAAACAUCACCACAUCAAAAUUUAAUGGCUUGUGAGGUUUCACUUUGUUGUAACAUUAAAGAAGUUCAUUGAAACGUUUUAGACAUAAAUUGAACUUUCAGAUAACUUCGUGUAAAACUUACUUUUAAAUUUGUCUUUCUUUUUUGCGGAAAGUGAGUGUGUUGGAUGAUGAAGGUACACUGAGCGGAAUGCAAAAACUCAUCAGCUGCUUGGACAAGCUUACCAGACUCAUCGUGGAAUCAUUGCAGUUUUCUGACUUAUCAAAACUAACAGGUAUCAUUUGCUCGGGGGCCUAAAGUAUGCCUAUAAUUUAGACUUACUUUUAUGAGGACGAAAGGCCCACUUUAACUGUACCGUCACAGUUAAUAAAGUUAAAUGGUUAUCAAGUCCGUCAGACUCUUUUGUUAUGUACUUUUGUUAGCUUGUUUGUACAACGUUCAAUNAGGAUAACAAACAUCACCACAUCAAAAUUUAAUGGCUUGUGAGGUUUCACUUUGUUGUAACAUUAAAGAAGUUCAUUGAAACGUUUUAGACAUAAAUUGAACUUUCAGAUAACUUCGUGUAAAACUUACUUUUCAAUUUGUCUUUCUUUUUUGCGGAAAGUGAGUGUGUUGGAUGAUGAAGGUACACUGAGCGGAAUGCAAAAACUCAUCAGCUGCUUGGACAAGCUUACCAGACUCAUCGUGGAAUCAUUGCAGUUUUCUGACUUAUCAAAACUAACAGGUAUCAUUUGCUCGGGGGCCUAAAGUAUGCCUAUAAUUUAGACUUACUUUUAUGAGGACGAAAGGCCCACUUUAACUGUACCGUCACAGUUAAUAAAGUUAAAUGGUUAUCAAGUCCGUCAGACUCUUUUGUUAUGUACUUUUGUUAGCUUGUUUGUACAACGUUCAAUAACAUUUGAUCUUCAUUUAUAUACCUCACUGUCGAACAGAUUUUCGAAAAUUCUCAGUUCAGUUUCACGGGGCUAAGUUUUUCAACUCGCUAAGUCGUGAAAUUCAAAACAGUGAAAAUGUCACUUUGUUUGGCAAAGGACUUAAAAAAUUCCUUCUCUCUUGGUCAUUUAUACUCUUUGUUGAGCAACAUACUUUUCGUUUUCUUUUUCUUUCUUUUCCUUUACUUUUACUAAGAGAAAAUAAUGCAUUUUUCAUUCAGUAACUUAACUCACUUGGUGUUACCUUAUAGUGUCAGGAAGCCUAUAGUGUAUAACCACUUUGAACAUUUGUAAAAUGAUUUAUUUCGCGUGUCUGUUAUCUUUAAUAGAUUAUAAAUUUCUUGUAUAUUGUUGAUGUAUUCUUAUGUGGUUAAAGGGGACAAUAAAUAAAUGAAUGAAUCUUUCCCACCAGUAAAAACGUCCUCUUAAUUUAGUCAGUCAAAAUUUGUGAACAAGAAAAGGAUUGUGUACCGUCAGGGAGCUUCCAACCUAAACUGCAGCACUGUUAUUUUUAUCUUUGAUGUUUGCCGCCUUUUAUAACCAGUCUCCUCUAGUAACUAUGGUUCUAUGGAUGGCUGCGAUUUUAGAGCCCAGCGCUUUCAACGUGCCUACAGUUAGCGAAAAACGUAUUGCUACAAAACACGGUUCCUGCUUUGGAGGCAUUUAGGAGAAGUGAUACGGUUAUCAUUCUCAGCAAAUUGUCCCCAUAAGCUGUCCAAAAAAGGUGCUUGUCCAAUCAAGAAUAGGGACCUUAAGGUGAUGUUACACAGGACGAUUUGCAACGACGAUUUUUAGCGCUGGACAGCGUUGCAAUGUUGGAACAAUGUCGCAACUAUGCUGCAACGCUGUGUUGCGCUAAAAAUUCGUCGUCGCCAAAUGCUCGUGUAACAUCACCUGUAAGUAACGAUAACGACGACGAACAACAACAACGUCAAUAACAAUUGGUUUUAUGAGCAAAACAACUGCUCUCACGCUUUUUAGUACAUUUCUUGGACGUCCACUGCACGACUACGACGUGAAAACUCUCAAUGUGACGGUUUAUGGAUGACGUGGACAUACUACGACAAUUUGUUCCUUCACUAUUUGAACAUGGAUAAAGCCCUUGAGAAUUCAACUCCAGGAAAAUUCGCCUACAGUUGACGAAUUGAGCGGUUCAAAAUAGACGCACAGUUAUUUUUUUGUGAUGUUUCACUUCCGUCGUCGUCUUGGUUGCUUAAGGUCCCUAAUAUUAAGGGAUCUUAAGAUCCGAGGACCAAGCGGUAGCGAAAACCUCGCUUAAAAAGUGAUUUCGCUUUCUUUCAAUCUUCAUCGCAGUUAUUCCAACUUUGCUACAUUUUCGGAUGUCGACAUACUCUCCUGGAGCUGAAUUUCUAUUAAGUACCAUAUCCAAGUUAAGAAAGAGAAAAAAAUUUCGUUUUCGCUUGUUUACGUCCUCCAUAAAAGGUGCAGUGGCGGGAAAGAAUUGUACAAAAAUUGUACCACACAUGAAAAGUUGUUGUUUUGCUAAUCUAAACUUUUAAUCUUUUUUGACGUUCUCGUUGCCGUUGUCGUCGCCGUCGUCAGGCUCUUAAGGUUGCUAGAUAGAUAACAAACAACGAAGAGAAAGCUGGGCUUUAUCCACCUUAAUGCAAAUGUGCCUAAAGAAGUGCCAGUCUUCUUUACUGGUAUACCCGCUUUGAGAGAGCAAAGAAGAUACUAUUUGUCUACGACUUGUUUUAUAUUUGCUGUAGGGAGAAUUUCAUCCCAGUUGUCAAUUAUCUCUGCAACCAUCCAAUCAAUGACAAAGGUAUCAGAUGAAAUGUUAACAACCAAUCAACUUGUUGAGGUGGACAUCGUAAGUCUGGACAGAGGCAGCUGUACGCAGGUUUGGUCUUCAUUCCCAUGAAAUGAUUAAUUUUUCUUGUCCAUCUAACAUAAUAAAUUAAUUUGGGUUCGUUGUCGGUAUGAAAACAAAACAACAAAUAGAAGACGUUAUACGAAAUGCGCGAGGAAAAUAAAAUAGCUACAAAGAAAACUAAAAUGAACCUGGGGCGAUUUCUAUUCGACCAAAACUCCAAAAACUUUGCAAGUGGCGCAAACAAUGUUUCCAAAAAGUUCGAGAACUGUUAAAUGUCUGAAAUGCGAUCUACUCAACCGAAAAAAAUUCUAGAAAUUCCAUGAGCAAAGUUGAAUUGAAAGAAAACUUCCGGAAAGAAACUCUUCGAAAAUUUGGGUAUACCUCGCGAGGUUGUCGUCUUUUUUCUAAAUCACGGAUGAUGCUGCUCCAUCCGGACUCUGACCGUUGCCAGAAAUUCAGUCUGGAAGUUUUCGUUGAAUAGAAAGUGCCCCUCAACAAAGAAAAGCUGCGCUUUUUACACCCCGGUAACCCAUAAUUUGCUUUGUUUACUUAACCAAGACCGUAGAUGCUUUACUAGACGCAUUUUACCGCACAUGCGACGAAGUAAAGAAGUGUUUAUUAGACUCUCUGGAUAAUAUGUAUCGGUAAGUUUUUACAACUUUUAUAUUACUAAAGUCAAUUGUUUGAUUAUCACUUCUACUCCAAGCGCGCCUCUCCAUCAAGAGAUUUACCCUAGAAGGUAUUAGGCACAUCGCGGUUUCAAUUUAGUGACCGAAUUUACAACAAUUUUUAAAAAUCAGAAUGUGUACUAUAAACGUAUCUCACAGCUUCAAAUCAGUUCUUUGCAAAAUGCACGGCUGAAGGUUACAUUCGUGUUUUUUUUUCUUUACGUAGAGGAUAUAUGGACACUUCCAACAACUGGGUAGUGUGAUUUCAUUGUUUAAUACAUGAAAUUUUCUUCCUCUAACAUGAAAAAGCAUGGUGGACCUUCAGUCUAAUAGCUGGGACCCUAAUUCCUCUUCUGUGUUGUUGUGUUGUUUGAAACAGAUAUCACUGGGUUCGUGAUUUUGUGGCCAUGGUCGUAUGUACAACGUCACUUCACAAAAGCCUGUAUUGUCAGUUAUGGCGAAGAACCUGCCUGCAGGUUUGUAGUUGUAAAUUGUAACAAAUUUAUACUUUCUUUCUCUUUAACUGUUUUUUAGAAAGAUGUAUCUCACAUAGUCACUCUGAGUCAACAAUAUUUCUACGUUUAACAAGAAUAGAGCGGCCAAGUUCCCUGUACACUUACCCCGUUACAGAUUGCGCAUUUUUAGUGGCUAGAAUUGAAGUUUGUAGCUCUUAACUGUUUUAGCAAUUUUCUCACCGAAGUAAGAGAGUGCCUAUUCUUAUUAGAAAAAUAUCUCGCGGGCUAAAGCUAAAACUGCAAAUUCCAGUCGUGCAAAUUUUGGUGGAGUUGUUAGAAUAGCGUGGAACUUAAGUUUAUGUGUGUUGCUUAGGGUCGGGAAACUGUCUGAAGUCAACGCUUGAAACCUUCGUCAGACCUUCCAAACCUUCCCGUAGUAGCCGGGGUUCGAAAAAAAAUUCUGUCUCUUCGCCUGAGACAAGUAGAUUUCCUUUUUUUGAGAGGUCUUUCAAGCAACAACCGAGAGAUAAACUUGCCAUUAGGUAUCUUAUAUCCUAAAAUUUAAUUAAAGCUUUAGUAAUAAAAUCCUCUUUCUUUCAAGCAGGGUGCAACAUCAAGUAACCAAGACGUGCAAGGCCUGGCAGUGUUUCUUUGCUACUUAUGUAUUAACCAGACUAACAUGCUUCCAGUACUUCUGAGAGGAAACCUCCAUACCGCGGAAAAGAAAUUUCCAGAUGUUUGUACGGUAAUAAACGGGAGAAAUGGGUAGCAGAUAGAGCGAGAUAGACUCCAUACACACAUAUAUGUUUUCAGUAACACCUUACGAAGUCACACUUGGUGCCAGGUCACGGUGCCCGGAUACGGGACUCAUUGGGCACGAAUUUUCAAGUACCCGCGCCCAAAUUCAGGCACCGUAACGGUACCCGAGUCCCUGUACUCUGGCAUUAAUAGUGGUCACUGGAUCCCUGUAUGAAUACCUUUUUUAUUGGUACCGUGGCAAUUCACUGCUUUCUAACUCCCUGCUAAGCUCAAGUUUCAAAAUGGCGUCUAAAAGGGCGAAUUGGAGUAACUAUGUACACAGUUACAUAUCGGGUACUCAAGGCACUGUGAACAUGGCACUGUUUUGUCACUAGUGUCAGUACCCAGACACCAGUUCUCAGGAACCAAAAGGGGACAGUCCCUAUAAUAAAUAAUAAUUUCCUUUGUUUCACAGAUUUGCUGCUUUCUUGAUGUCCUGUGUGAUCAUAUUCCACUGUGUACGAGCCGUUGGAUGGAGUUUUUUCUGAGGUAUUUUUCAAAAUUUCGAUUGUGAUGCAUUAAUUCGCCACAUACUCUCACCUCGCAAAAAUACUUUACUCCCUUCCUAGAUUUUCAUGCACAUAUAUGGACCACGUGCUUGAUGCAUUCAGUGGGAGUUUCACCGAAUUAAAGACCGAUGUUGGACGUAAGUCUGGUAAUGUUUAAUUACAGUUUAGGGGAACCGACCGUAGAGGGGCGAAACAUGAAGGCUUUACAUAACUCAGUUGAAUUAUGAAUGCUUUUGCUAACUGGUGUGGUCCAACAUACACGAUCGUAAGUGUGUAAUAGUAUUACAGCAUUACCUCAGCAGAUACGUUCCUUCUUUUCCCAGUGCAUACUGCUUACCUGUCGCCAGCUAUGCUCAGGAAGGUAAGAUUUAUUCGUAUUUUUUCUCGCUUGACGUUUUGCGUAGAUCUGUGCGCUGAAGUCACUGCUUCUUAGCUUGGUCGAGCGCCAGCUCGGACAAUGUAGAUUCUCCCUCGCCAGUCAAUUUGUUCUAGCAUUGCCCUUCAGAGUUUUCCGACAGUGGCGAACACGGUGUCUUCAAGAAACGUGUUCGUUGUAAGUGGUCGUAGGUCUCCCUCUCCUAGUUUGGCCUAGACAUUAGGCCAGGAGCAUCCUCGGAGACCCAGGGGCAGCUAGUCGGGACGAUAGAAUGUUCGUGAUGAAAGGUUACUGUAAGAUCCAGAAGAGCUAAUAUAUUUCUGCCUAAGCAAAUGCGAUUUCCGACUCUGUUCUUAAAAACCCACGUAAAACCCGGCUUGUUCAAUUCCAUUAUGUACUAAUUUUUUUUUGUUUCAGACGUUUUAUCUUUUACAUCGGCUUAAUGUUUGCGGAGAUACAUUCCUCUUCAAGCCGACUCUGCCAGAAGGUAUUUGUCUUAACGGAAGUACAGUGUAUCGUUCAUGUCACGAUGUAGUUCCUUGAGACAUAGAUCAAGACGUUUUAAUUACUUACUGCAAGUCGUCUGCGAACAAUGUGCUGCGCUGCUUACUGACAUCACAGGGGCCCACACAAUCUGUGUAUGUAGCCGAUUGUUAUUUUAUAGUAAAUAUACUGCAUUUACCUUUUGCUUCAUCUAUAGCGAGUUCGCCGUUUACUGUUCCUUCUAUCAUAAGGAACAAUAAAUGGCGAACUCAAAAUCGUUCAAAAUCGCUCAAAAAACCGCUUUUGAGGCAAAAGGACGACAGCAUAUGGCAGGUAAGGUAAUUCAACGUUUAUUUAACAUUGAUUUUAUAUAUACAUACUUAGCGAUAUAUCGCUCUAGGUAAGGCAAGCGAUAAAUCCUUUACUACAAAAGAACAGUCGGUUACACACACAGAUUGUGUGGGGCCCCUGUGAUUAAACCUUCGCGAUCAAAAGUUACCGUGUAGAAACAAUUGUCUGAAGCACCCAACAGGAAAAUUGUGAAGCAUGAUAAUGAGCAACAUGGAACAUUUUGCAGUGGCUUUCAUAAAUUUAGGCUUGGUUUGUUUAUCGACAUGAGAGCGAUAACACAUUUGGGCGUUACGUUUGAAGUUAGAGUAUUCCAGCAGUUAAAUUAAUACCUCUGCAGUUGUGUUUAAAACGAUUUGCAUGUGGGUUUAAAUUGAGUUUAAAAUGUGCGGAUACUUUACAAAAUAUUCUUUGAAAUAUUCGAUUAAGGUUCUUACUGAAUCAAUACUCCCUCGAGAAGUCAGUGUAAAAGGUCGCAAAAUUUAACAGCCGUCAUUAGUGGGAUCAUUACAGUCACGUUUGAAAACUUUUUUUGGAGGAAACAUUGAAAAGUGACUGUGGACUGGUUAUGAUGAUGAAUCUCUCUCUCAAAAAACCCGUGAAGCCUACUCGGUCUAAUUUUUUCUUCGUCUUGUGUAUUCACAAAGCUAUAGCUGUGGUUGUGUGUUUUGAAUUGUUUAUUUUUUUUAAGAUCUGGUUUGUAUGGUGAAAAAGUUGGUCUCUGUACAACAGUUCCAACAGUUGAAGGAAAAAGAGGAAAAGGUACAUACCGCGCUAUUAGCAUUACAGAGAGAUUGUAACUCUAUCGCACUAGUUAGUUCCCAGGGUAGUGUUAACGGAAUAAACUUUCCUGGGCCCCAAUCAACAUGUUGUUAUCAACGGACUUGACAUUGACAAUGGACCUGCUGUGCGGCAAGAAAUCAGAUUUGCCUCUUAACGUUCAGUAAUUUAAUAUCAUUAUACUCGAGUUGGAGCUCAACAGAGAGAGCUAGAGAACUUUUUUCCGCUUUUUUUGUAGUACGGUAACUGAACAGAAUGCUACUUACAACGAGUCAACUAGUCAAAAUAACUAUGACAUCGUGUAUUUAAAAAAUUUUUGACCAUUUUUAACUCCGUAAAAAAAAUAUGCCGAGUUUUGAACCAUCGCACACUUUGACGAUUUUCCUGUGCAUGGAGACAAAGGCCAUUUUCUGCGACAUUUAUGUGUCCAUGCAUGCGCAUAAAGGGUUUUUUUUAUGCACGCUAUACUACUUGUCGAUUCCAAUUUAGGGGGAACCUUGCGUUUGUUAUUUAGUUACUGAUGUUCAAAUUCGCACCUAUUUUCUCUGGGCAUAUCUCAAUUUAUGCAUCGUGUUAGUAAUAAUGAUGUAGUAAAUUAUAUCCUCUACUGGUUGUCAUUUUCAGCUGACUUUUUCCGAGUGGUGUCGAUGGGAACUGGGUGUAUCCGCCAGGGAAGAUUUCUUAUCAGAUAAUGACAGGUCUGUGUUUAUGCUACAAAACUUUGAUUUACGAACAACCUGGGCGUAUAUGGGGUCUUCUCUCUAGUUAGGUAACUGAUGUAUUGCUUCUGGAACGUGAAUCGUAAACGGUGUUGACCAAGCUCUUUAAAUUCAGAUGUAGAAGUGUUAGCAGUGACCACAGUGAAGUAACCGUGAAAUCCAUCUCAGAUCUUGGCCUAACAGAAAAAAAAAACUGAAGAGGAACGAAUCCAUAAGAUAGCAAUUGUUUUCAUUACGUUAGGUAGACAAUUUUCGACAGGUGUCGCACAGGAUGAAAGGGCCUAAAUGUUCUCAAAAGCGUCGAUUAAAUACGUUAAUUUGACUUCCUCUGUUUUGACCAAAAUAAAACCCUUGUUAUUGCUUUCCCAUCUUACCCUUGUGCGUUUGUUUUUUUCUUUUUGUUAUUGACAGGCGUAUUUAUCAUCAGUUCAGAGUGUUGGACCACUUCCUUCCCCUGGGUACCCUAGAUGGUGGUUGUAAUGGCUGCGCCAGUAAAGCAUGCUCCGUUAUCUUCCGUGCUCUGCUAAACGCCGAGAGCAGGUAACCAAGUAUAUUUUCCUUAGGGAAUAUUCAAUAAGUUCAACAUGUCAGACUAUUUACUAAUAAGUGGUUAAGGUUGAGUAUGAUGCCAGAACCCUCCUGUCUUCACCCUGAUUGACCCUACAGCUAUUAACUGUGGCGUCCGUGUUUUGGUGGUGUAUGCAACUAUAUGCAGUUGACUAAUUUGUUCAGUACAUAAUACAAGUUUUACUUUUCUCUUUUUGAAGGUCUCUUCAAGAACAGAAACCUGUUGACAUCAGCCGAAAUGACAUGAUCAACCUGAUACAGGUUAUACUGUGGCACUUAAAUGGAAGAUAGGAGAAGCCUGCCUGUUCUAGAGUUCGCCCUUCCUCCUUCCUUAACAUCAUUAUAUCGCUCAUUAUCAACGUCCAAAUUCUAUCAAAUCCAUUAAUCGUCGUCAAGAGCCUCAUCAAUGAUGCACUCUUUGGUUAAAUGUUCAUGAGACUGUUGAUUGGUCAUAGGGUGCUUAUUGGAGAGUGGCGUUGUAACAAAAAUUGAAGUUUUAAAGGGGUGUUAAUUAGAUAUGGAGUGUUAGCUAGCUUGUUUACGGAAUUGAAUGGAUCGAAUGUUUAUUUCAGGAACUUGUUACUAUGUUGCCUCAGCUGAGUAAUGAUACUGGUCAAGAAACAGAAGCUGAGAAUUCGUGUGAUCCAUGGCUUUUACAACAGUUUUAUUCUAGAAUGACAGAGGUAUCACACACCACCCUUUGAAAUAACUCUGUUUAAAAUGCGUAUUUGCGCUGGGGGUGUGAUUUUGUUCAGGGGAAGGCUUGUCGAGUUGAUUACUUUUAGUUCCCUGGCAAACUUUUUUGCUAAUUAAACAGUCAAGCAGAUUUCAAAGAUUGCUUCCAAGAAACAAAUUUGAACUUCGAUUCGUUUCCACAUGGCUCGUUCUCAAUUCUGAUUGGAUACCGUUAAGUCUCUGUUAUAAACCCCACCGUUUAAAAGCCGAUAAAUUUGUAAACAGAAAUCUUAUUUCAGCUAUAAGUUCCCCUUAAGUCGUCAUCAGCUUGUUUCGAGACGAUUUUUGACAAUGUAGUUGACAAAUAGUAACAUUAGUUUUGUAUGGUGUAUUUUUAAUAGGUUCAAUUUAACGUUGAACAGAGCAAGGCUAAAACAACAGAGAGUUGCGAUCUACUGCCAGCGUCAAAGACUGCUUCUUUUAUAAAGUAAGAUAUGUUUUGACCAUUUCCCUUAAUUUUUAAGCCAAGCAUUCUACAAGGUUAAAAGUUGUUGACGUUAUUGUUGUUGUCUGUGUUUGUUUAUUACGCGCUUUUACUCUCUCGACCUGAGAUUAAUCAUAAAACUAUGCAACUUGCCCGCCCUUAAUUCAUGGGGGAUUUGGUUAUUCAAUGACCUCCAUAUAGAGAGUCGACAAAUACCACCGAAGAGCGGUGUGUGUCUUAGAGAGAGUCUACUUUAAUACAUGCAAUGUAAAAAAAACUCGUACUGUUUUUGUUUAAUUACAGAUUGGCUAUGCGUCUACCCCCGUAUUUGCUGUUUACUAAUAAACUGGACAGCGACCCUAACGCACAUUCAAUCACUCGUGUUGCAGAUUUUAUUUAUUCAUACCUGGUAAGUGUAACUGGACAUACCUCUCUCUUUACCAUUAUAUUAAUUAAUUUAUUUGUUCAUUUAUAUCUGGCUUAGCAUAUAAGCUAAUUAGAACAGACUCUUAUAAAAAAUAAAAAUAAAAUAAUACACGAAAAUCCUACCAAAAUUGUUGGCCACCCACGUUAUAUCGUAUUUUCAAGUCAUGACAGUGGUUCUUCAUACCUCUGUGACAAUACUCUGGACUGGCGCAUUAACAUAUUUUCCUCUUCUUUUAUCUCUAUCGUAGAGACCUUAUUUGAGUGACGGGGGAUGUCUUCCUUUUGACAUAACCAGUUACAUUUUAAAGGUACAUGUUAGAGCCAUUUGGAUAUAAACUUAAUAAACUUAGAACAAGUGAGCACGAUCAAAACAAUCGAGAGUAACUGGAAUGUAGCGAGUUAACUGGUUUAGCGAACUAAACACGCAUGGCUUUUGGUUGGUUUGGCGACCAUACAGAGCCAAUGAGUGGUUUUCGGAAUAACUUAAAGGGCGCUUGCCAUUUGUCAGAACUGGCUGGCCAGACCAGUGCAAUCUUAAGGAGAUUCCACUAUCAAUCAGGAUUAUCUAGCCAGAUCAGCUUAUUCUACCAGUCUGGCCGGUCAAUUCUGGCUUUUGAAAGUGCCCCUAGUGACUAAUUGGCAUUCUGAUUUUACUUUUUUUGGCGGAUGAAAUAAAUUGCGCUGGAAAAACCAUGGAACUAAGAAAUGUCCAAUCUGAUUCCCGAUGAGAAUUAAACCAAUGAGAUCUCAGAUGCUGAUUGGGUGAUUUGCGCGGCUACUAAGCUAUGGAGAAACCUACUGUGAGAUGUGUUAUUUACCGCGUUCAUGAGUGACAUUAACCUCUAAACCUAGAAGAUCUUUAUGCUUCGUCACUGGUCCUGUGGGUAAGGAUCGCGUGACGAGGGCCUAACAACAUCUGCGUUGCAGUUUUGACGUUUGAUUUCAUAACGAAAGGGGAUCGCUGUAAAUAUUAUAGUAGGGCUGAAACUAUCAUUAUUGGAGUCAGUUCUCAACAUUUCCUUUUUUUUUUGGAAUGCCCAACGAGCAAUCGCUGCUGUUUAAGUAUCAAGAAGGAAUGCACUUCAGCAUGUAUGUCAAUGAAAAUUACUGAACUGCCCUUCCCUUUCUCCUGCUUGGUAUAUUUGUUCUUUUCUUAUUAUGACCAUCCCUUCUCUCACUACUACCAACAGAAUUCUAUUGUUUCAAUUUCACCACCACCAUCAAAUGGUACAUAAUAUGAAGCAAAAGUCAAUGUUGGAUGUCGUUUCCGUUUUCUUUACAGCCAGCGGUUUUUAUUUGAUGAAUUUUGAUAUUCACUUUUUCCUUUUAUUCUUUUAGGCUUUGCUAACUUACACCAGAUCAUCUCCAAGUAAAUCAAUAACUACUGGCUCUGAGCUUUUCUCUAGAUUUUUCAAGGAGUGUCCCUUGUUCUUUGUUUCUACUCAAGUAAGUCUUUUCUUUCGCAAAGGUUUCGCGAUAGUGGCGAGCAGCCGUCUCUCUUGAAUGAGGCCUGGGUUUGAUUUGUCUCGUGUUCAUAAGCCAAUCAGAUCUCAAUCUCGAUACAUGUUUUAAGUACAUAACACUUGCGUCGAGAUUAACAUCGUCAAAGAGCAAGGAAUAUUUUGCAUUCUUGAUUUGCUUGAUUUUCUUCUAACAUUACUGAUAUUCUUCUCUUGAUAGCAUUAUUGGAAACAGCUCAGACCUUUGGCUGCAAGCCAUCGUAACUAUACAUGCGCCGUUCUACAACAGGCCGGGUCGUUUUUAAACUGGAAAAACAGGUUUGUCUAACCCAAAAAGGGCAAUACAUAACAAAAGGCUCCAACGGGAAACAGAUUGAGUCGAUUUUACUUGAACGAGUGGAAAUUGGAGGUAGACUAAAAAGUGUGAAUCAUGUUAGUUUCAGGCAAAACCUUCUUUGAAUACCAUCUUCCGACUUGGAAUUGAAAAUUAUAUUACCUUUCAUUUGAAUGUUAUAUUGUAGGAAUUUAGCGUCAGUCGUGAAAGUUACAACCACGCUGUAUAUCAGUAUAAGGGGGUAUAGAAUAAUAUAUGAAUAAUAUAUUUGCGAGACUGUCACACCCUUGUAGCUAUCUAAAAAGAAACCUUAUAGCCAAUACAAGUACAUGAUUGCUCGUUAGAAUUACAUCUUCGGACUUUAGAGCUAAACCUACAUGACGUAAGAUGGCUUAUAUACGGUGUAGUGAUAAAACUUAAACUUCUUAUCGGGUUUUCCUUAGCGUUGAGACAGCCCAAAGUGCGUCCCUGAGUGAACUAGAAGGUUUUGAUGUUUAUGUACUGGCAUCAGCUAUCGCAGUGUUUCUUCGUGGCGCAAACAGGUAGGACAAUUCACUAUCGUGUGAUAGUUACAUAGUGCUAUUUUGAAGGCGUUUGUCAUACGUUUCCAACCAGGCUAUGGUUGUUUAAAAGAAAUGUGGCUCGUGCGGUAAUAAAGGUAAAGAGUCCUUACUUUAUGUCGGUAGCUCAAAAUAGUCAUUAUUUGACUAACAAACCUGAGGCCGAUGGUGAGCUGAUUUUACUCCCUUCUCUCCUUCAGUGCUCCGUUUUACUGGUAUUUAAAGAUAUUUACUAAGCUACAUGGAAAAGAAAGAAGUCGAAACAAGGAUUUGAGGUCACACCAGGGAAUCGAUCUCAGGAUCUCUCGCACGGAUGGCCGUGCACUAACCAACCGUGCCAAUCCUUGCGCCUGUUAUAGUCUUCUUCUGUUAAGUGGUCGUUCUUUACUAGUGUUUUUUUGUAGGCCUCUCUGCCCAAGAUCUCCUGGGACCAGGUUCGUCAGUAGGGGAAAGGGGCGAAAAAAGAUUGAAGCGAAGCGAGCCGAGCGGUACACAAGGCGCACUUCGCUUGCAGAUUUUUGCUGUUUCACCCCGUUUUUUGCCUUCCCCUCCCCCACCACCUAUUGAGCCUGGUCCCCGGCUAGGCCCAAGAAAGGUGUUAGUUUUCUGUUGAGAGGACUACCAAAAAUACCCCUUAUCGACUCUCUAAUGCCGUUUAUUGGACUGGUGUUUAAAACUGGUCCAAAAGAACUUUGUUCACAUGUUUUAACCUUUGAUGAUAAUUGUUUUAGUAGAGUCAUGAUGAACCUCAUUGUAGAGGAAUUGAAGGCGCCCACAGAGUUUACGAGAAAGGUGAGGCCAUCCUUCAAGGUCUAGUUACGUGGUGAUACAUUUGAUUAGCGGUUAACUGGGAAUAAAGUGCACUAUCAUUAGCAAUGUUAACGAAUUAAUAAUCGGGUAAAACUGAUACAUUGCAGCUGGCUGGCUGUUUAUUCGACUGCAUCGUGGCAGAAUUCUCACAGAUGUUGCUCCAUGGAAACGAGGUUGGUAAUAAAGAGAUGCCUAAGAAUUCAGAAAGAAAAACAAGUCCCCACCCUCCCCACCCGGGUUUAUGAUAUUUUCUCAGGGAGGCUCUAUGAUUGGACAUUUAUUAUGGUCAGCAAUUUUUUUUACGCAGAUGAUCAUUUUGAUUACCGUUAAAUACUGUAAAUUCCAUGAACUGCAACACUAUAAGGGUGCUGUUUACAUGGAGGGAGGAAGAUCCUGGAAGGUGGAUCAUCCUAGCGCCAUAUGUUUUCUGUGAUCAGUUUACAUGCAAAGGGUUGUACUUAUCCCUAGUAGAAUCUUCCUACUGCUGAGUGGUAGGAAGAUCCUGGUACAAGGAACAUCCUAGCACCAUGUACUAGGAACAAACCAGAAAAAGAUGGUGGCGGGUCUUUUAAUGGGUAAUCAUGGCAAUAAACGCCGACCAUUUCGUUUGGCUUUACGACGAGCUGAUAAUCUUUAAUUCGUUCUGUACUUAUAACCAAAUGGACCGAAAUUUCUGUAUGUAAACCCAACGGAAAGUUGUGCCGCCUCUUAGGAUUUUCGUGGUGCUAAUGAUCUUCCUUCCUCUUUCUAAACAGCCCCUAACAAACUAACGACAGGAUCCACAACACAAAGAAACACCCCAGAAAUACGCUACUUUAUUAUUCUUAUCGUAGUCUAUACUGAAGUUCAUAAAGCAGCUCAAAGUUUAUAGAAAUCUAACUUUACGUCCGGGCUUGUCUCUUACAGUUCUGAUAAAUUAUAAUAUGGUUUUUUAAGCAUUUUAUGCCAAUUCCCAAAUAAAGUCCCCAGAGGUGUCUCGUACGAGUCUUUUUUUUUUGUUUGUUUCGAAUUUGGAAGGAUAACAAGCGAAGGGGCGGUAACAUGUAAACGUAAUCUUAUAACAAUUACGCAGGUCGAUUUGGCCAUUCUGGUGGUAGCCUAACAAGUGAUGAUUUUUACAGAUAGAAGAGAAUGCUGUACUGACGGACUUUGCUUGGGUAAGACUUAAGAAAUCCGGCUCCGAUUUACUUCAAACAUCAAAUGUUAAGUGGUUUUAAGAGUGAUCAUCACUUUUUGUUUUUGUAGCAACUACUGAGAUGUUUUCCAAGAACAUUACUGGUGUUUAAGAUUGGUCAGUAAAAUGUUUGUUUUCAAUAUAUAUUCGGAGAAAUACAAUCAAAAGACGGUAUUUUAUACCCUCAACCUUUUACAGCCCUUUAUUGCCUUUUUUAUUGGCUGGGCUUUAACAAGAAGUUUCUGUUUCCAGUGUUGUUAGCAUCGCAUGUGGCACAGGCCACCCCACCCACUGAAAUUAAGGGUGGUUUCUGUGACUAGAGACAACCUUUUUUUCCCUUUGCUCCAUACCCUUAAGUGGAUGCCCACUGGAGAUAGUUGGUUUUGUGGAGGCAACGAAAGGUGAUGAAAUCUCCAAAGAUUACAUUCACUGGGUUGUAUGCCACAAAGUAGGAAUGCAUUAUUUCGUUUUUUAUCUUGUCUUGUCUUUCCAUUUUUAGAUGAAAAUUGUGAAUUCAAGGACGACGUUAUGCGCCUCAGGUUUGUUGUUUACGCAUAUCUGCGACUAUCGUUAGUCUUCUUCACAGCCGUUAAUUAUUAGCGUCCCUGGAGCGUUGCGUGACGACCCUAAUAACACCUGUGAAGGAGGCAACCUGAGGCUGGGCGAGGUUGCUGCUACCCACUUGCAAAUAGUUGUUUCUGGUCAAUACUCUUUUACUUUGUUAUUUGAAUUGUAUUUUUCUUUUAGGUCUUUAAUCCUGAAAGAACACUUGAUCAAAUUGUACCCCGCUGUCUUCUUCAGGUUUGCCUUGCUUUGUUAUUAAAUGAUCCGCAACCAGGGUUACUUUUAUGAUUGAAAUACAGCGCAGCAAACGUUUUAACAGCCUUGGAACGCAAUUAUAUGCAGUCAGUUAUAUGUGAGCUGAGUUUUGAGUGUGUCACAGUCAAUUUCCUACGGAUGAAACCUCCUUAUAGUAAGACUCCUAUAAAACGAAACGGUGAAACAAAUGAAACUCUUGGUCCCAGUUAUUCUGUUGUAAAAUGAAUAAAACAGACCCAGUCCCUUGCCAGUGAAUAUGAGUAUCUUGUGAUUUGGCCGCUGGUCUAGUGACUAGAGCGCUGAAGAUGUCGGUUCGAGUGUUGCUAAAACGUUCCAGUGUCGCUCAACCCAGGUUUAUAUUGGAUAAUCUCAACAUAAUUCAAAGAUAACAUUCCAUAAUAGCUACUCUCGUAGGCUCGUAUUUCAGGUAUUUGCCUCCUCUGACACUACUAAGUGCGCCUGUACCAAGCGUUAACCAAUUAUAAUGCACUAUAAAAUACGGUAGUUUAACUUCACGUUGUUCAGCUUUUCUCAUUCCUAACUUAAAUGUCGCCAUCAUUUAAUAAGGGUUAAAAAUAAUCCUUCCAUUUGUAAGCGAUAAAAGUAAACAGUUACAGUCAUUUACUAUGAGUGUUUCAUUGUUGUAACUUUAUUUCUCUCUCUCUUCUUUUCAGUUUCUUUACCAAAUUUCCCCGUGAGGCAUUACGCGAGGUACAGUACAUUCAAAAAGAUAUCUUCACUACUCUUAGGCUGCGUUCGAUUGUGAAAUCUGGAUUUGGAUGUUGAAAUCCGGAUUUCACAUUUAGCAGUCAAACGCGAAGCCCGAAAGUGGAUUUCAACUUCGAGAAAUCCGUAACCGAGGUGGAUUUCAAUUAAGAAAAGCGAAUCAGGAUUUCAUGGAUAAAGGAUUUGAAAAACUAUUCUCGUGAACAGUUUCUUCUUUCUGCUAAUUAUGUAUGCGCGUGCGAGACCGCUGUUCUUGAGAACGGUUUUUCAAAUCCUUUUAUGGGUUUCCAAAAAAAAAAGAAAAAGGAAAGAAAGGAAAUCUCCGAAAACCACUGACGCGGCAACCGCGGCAGUGUUAGCUCAGUCGGUAGAGCGUGUUGACUGCAGGGCGGGAGGUCGCGGGUUCGUUUCCUGGGGCCGGACCAAUGCUCAGGGUCUUAAAAUAACCGAGAAAUGAAGGUACUCCCUUUGCACUGCAACAGGCUAGACCUUCGCGUGGCUCGGAUGACCACGUAAAAUGGCGGUCCCGUCUCCAGUUGGAGACGUAAAAUAUAGUGUCCCCAAUUAGUACUUUCGUGCUAAAUACAUUGACACUCUAAUAAAAGUGCAUUUUUUUUUUCAUAGCUUCACUAACCCCUCAAAUUGUAGAUGGUAAAAACCUAUUUAGUCUGCAGGUUUAAGCAGGACGCGUAGUUAAAUCGUGUGUUUGAACUACAAUGUCUUCUAAACUUUGAUUUCUACUAACCGCAUUGUUACAACUGCUUCGUCUUAGAUGACGAAGAUGAGAGGCUUUCUUGAAGUGACCUUGAGCAUGUACAAUUCCUUUGUUUUCCUUCGGAAAGAGUGUCUGGAAGGAGUGGCAAAUAAGACGGCUGUAUGUUCAGUAAGUAAAUACACCACGUGGACAGGCACGGAAGACACUGAUAGUAUGUAAAGUUCAUUUAUUGAUAUGUUUUGUGCACGCCCUGCAUACAUGGAUGCGCGAUGCUCAAGGGCCGGGGCUUGUGUUCUUUCAAAUCGCCUUUGUUUAGCUUCUCUCAAUUUGUCAAACGUAGGUAUUUUUCAGCGCUGUAUCUAACUUCAAAGUGAGAAAGGAAAUUUUUUCGCCGUGUUUUCACGUCCUCCAUAACUUCACAUCCAGAAGUUUCACUUCGUAGUCGUGCAGUGGACGUCUAAAAAUUGUACCAAAAGUGUGAUGUACGUGCAGAGCAGUUGUUUUGCUCAGAAAAUCAGUUGUUCAUGUUGUUGUUUUGACGUUCUUGCUGCCGUCUUCGUUCUGUUUGCUUGAGGUCAUGUUCAUACUACGCCGGACAACUUUUGCGCAUGCACGAAAACCUUAGCGGAUAGGGCUUCUGUUCACCGUUGUUAGACCGGCGUGCGUCUGAGUGCAGGGUGCUGCUGCCAGCACCAACCAACUAUCACCAGGUUAGCAGAAGGUUUCCUCCAUGUUUCAAAUGCGACUUCUCAUUGUACUUAUACCGUAGGCUAUAGGUACAGUAAAGUGUUUUCUUGAAAACACGCGCGUCAAUAAGCGGGAAGACAUGCUUUACUUGCGCAAUAUACCUUCCACUCAAAAACUUUUCUUUUAUCAAAGGUCAAUUUGAUUUUCAGUAAGCUGUGUGAAGUACAAAAUUCAAGUAAUCGGUAUGAAAACAUAGCGCAAAAAGUUAGCAAGUUUCACCAGUCGCUUAUUACUAUAACACUUUUAUGUUUGUUUGAUUACUCAGCCUCUUCACUUGGACUUCUGUCGUCAAGUUUCCGUGUUUGUUCGUGACUGUGUUUUAUCUUCAUCAGGAGAGCAACUCAGGAGCUUAACAAAGGUGGGUUUGAGGUUAAAAUAGAACCCCUACUACACUCGUCUUCGGUUAAUCCUAACUUCGCCGUUUUCCUGAAAUUAAGGCCAAUUCUGUUUGAUUUGCUUCAUUUUAGGACAUUCAUCGCAGUCAAUUUAGUCGAUUCACUCAAGAUUCCGUCUCUUCUUGAUUGAUACAUCAGGAUCUCUAUGCGCAUUUUACAUGAAUAAUCAUAAUAAAAAUCAGCAUCAUAGUGACAAAGUUUAAAUUGUUGUUGUUAUUAUUAAUUGUUGCAGGAUGUUAUCAGCUCCUGUACCUCGGAACUGCGUCAGUUUUUACAAAGCCAGCUCUCAAAAGUUCAAGAAAGAUAG